Molecule: messenger RNA, 621 nt
Organism: Caenorhabditis briggsae
Lineage: Eukaryota; Metazoa; Nematoda; Chromadorea; Rhabditida; Rhabditidae
Gene: Cbr-gst-6.1
Product: Protein CBR-GST-6.1
Exons: 2
Coding region: 1-621 (206 amino acids)
Biological process (GO): glutathione metabolic process
Molecular function (GO): glutathione transferase activity
Source: RefSeq, a predicted model, not a curated record
AUGGUUCACUUCAAGCUAAUCUAUUUCCCUUUGAGAGCUCGUGCUGAAAUCGCCAGACAACUUUUUGCAUAUGCCGGAAAGGAUUAUACUGAGGAAGUUGUUACUUUCGAGCAAUGGCCUGCAUUGAAAAAUAGCACUCCAUUUGGACAGCUUCCAGUGCUAGAGGUCGAUGGAAAACCACUCGGACAAUCAUAUGCCAUUGCUCGUUACCUGGCCAAAGAAUUCGGACUCGCUGGAAAAACCGAUGUGGAAGAAGCUGAAGUCGAUGCAAUUGCUGAUCAAUUCAAGGACUAUUUAAAUGACGUUGUUCCAUACAUGUCGGCAGUUGCUGGAUUUAAACCAGGAGAUGUUAACCAACUAAGAACUGAUGUUUUCGUUCCAAACUUCAAAAAGCACUUUGCCUUUUUUGAAGGAAUCCUCGCAUCCAAUCCAAGUGGAUUCUUCGUUGGGAAUUCGUUGACUUGGGUGGAUUUGUUGAUCUCACAACAUGUUCAAGAUGUUUUGGAGAAGGAUUUAGCCGUUGUUGAGGAAUUCAAGAAAGUGCAGGCUCAUCGCAAGCUGGUUCAGGGGCUCGACAGAAUCAAGCAACACAUUGCAAGACGUCCAGAAUAUCCAUUCUAA